This is a messenger RNA of Odontomachus brunneus, 9062 nucleotides long. RefSeq lists its product as uncharacterized. Bases 1198 to 6168 code for a protein of 1656 amino acids. The transcript has 10 exons. Gene Ontology annotation, cellular component: nucleus. NCBI's taxonomy places the organism in Eukaryota, Metazoa, Arthropoda, Insecta, Hymenoptera, Formicidae. The record is from RefSeq and is a predicted model, not a curated record.
UGUUGACCGGGAUCAAAAUGGCGGCCUGUAAUGGGCAAUGCGGGGCGACAUUGUGCACGGCGCGCACAAACGCGACCACGACAAUAUAAAUAAAUGAUCCCGAUGCGUGAGAUCGAGCCGUCGCGACGUGUGUACGUGUCUCGGGUGGUGUAGGCGGCGGUCGGCCGCGCGGUAAUGCUCGCCGCUUCGCUUGCCGAUCAUGUGAGCGCAGCAGCUCGCAGCUCGGUGGUGGUGGUGCUGCUGCUGCUGCUGGUGCCGCCCGCGUGUCGCGCGUUCACUGCGUUCCUUAUAUUCGUGUAGCCAUAUUUACAGUGCUAUCCAUCGCGGCGACCUCGCGUAUCACCCGGCGGCUUCCUGACGAGCAGUGCGACACUUUGCAUCGCCGUCGUCGCUCGGCCGGACCGUGCACGGCGCGUAUAUCAAGAGUUGCGUGCUCCCAAACGAGAUCAGCGUUGUCGUUUUCGUAGCCGCGAAGCGACGAGUAUCAUUCACGCACCUAGUGUGGAACGUUAGUCGCCCGGCUAUCUUCUCAUCGGACACCUGCGUGCAACAACCGUGUUGAUCAUCAUGCUUAGCGACUGAGAAACAGCAGUGUCACGACCUUGGCACGCCGAAAGAAAGAGAGAGAGAAAAACGCACACAGAGAAAGAGAGAGAGAGAGACGACGCUUCAUCGCCGGGCACGUCUGGAUCUCGCUGACGAGCACGUCCGUCCGCUGCUUGCAGCGUUCGCGUAUCGUCGCAUCGUUGUGCUUCGCCGCGGAUUUUGUGCAAAACGUAAGCGAACUGAAAAGUUUUGUACAUUAUAUCUGUUCGUAUAUGAUCGAAUGUCCUCCCGUUGGUACAAAAUCAUACCUCGGGAUUGCAAACAAGACACACUGACUGCACGGUCGUUUUGUGGUUGUCGAUGGGAACGCAAGAGCAGAAGAGAUUGUCACAGUGACUGCAGCAGAAGAAUGGAGAUCCUACAUUGUCAUACAACUAGUCCUAAUUGUGGGUUGUACUUUUUAUGACUACACUCACUGGAAGUGUUAUCAGUGUUUAUGACUUCGCACAAGAGUUUGAAUAUAUAGACAUACCGAAGUUGUGAUAAAUAAAACUAUGUUAUGAGUAUCUCGAGAUGUACCUAUGACACUGUGAACAGAGAGAAUCUGCUGAACCUGUACCAAGCAAGGCACUGUGGUGCCAAGCUUGGGUAAUGGAUCCCGUUGGUUCAUGGUAUGCAUCAUAUAAUCGCCUCACUGCCAAUAGCAGCAGUAACAGCAGCAACAGUAGCAGCAGCAAUAACAGCGGUACAUUUCAAACAACAUCGACUACAACAGGCGACUUUGUGUCUCAUCAUUUAGCAACGGCUCCUACGCAAGUUCCAUCGACAACGGCGUCGCAGUUACUUUUACAAGCGGCCCAUACAACGGUAACUCUGGCGGGUCAACCGUCUCCUUUUAACCCGGGAGGGUUCCUACCUCCAUCUCCCGUGGGUUACGACGUCUUCUCUCCUUUGUUCCAUCAUCCUAACUCCAAGCAAGCGCAUUAUGUCACCCAGCAUAGGCAAGUUUUGGCUCAAGCGCAAGCGGUAUCGGCGACGAAGCAGAACACCGCAACCGAGCCCGAUAUUCCCGUGUUGAGGGAAAACUACAGCUCGGCGCAUCAAGCCACGUUCUUCGAGCAGCAAGCUGCGUCAACAUCACCUACGACAUCGACAUUGGCCUGGACGCAUCAGAAUAAUACACAACUUCCCAGCCCUUUUGGCAUCUUACCGCACGAAAGCGUUGUACCUUCAUCUCCGGGCCCACCUUCCACGAAGCCUAACAGCACCGGUUAUGAGAACAAUUUCAACGCUCAUUUUAACACGACGCAAACUAUAAAUAACAUUAACUCUCAUUUAAGCAGCCCGUCCGCGUGCGGUGCCGAUUUCAAGGCGUCCGGCUGUCCCGAUGCAAAGAAGUCAGUCAAUGUAAGACCCCAGUCGCCUAAUAUUGUUAACAUAAAACCAUCAGUUUCCACGUCGCAAGUCAGUAGCAGCCAAACGUUUUUUCAGCAAGUUCCGACGACUUUCACAUCUGACACCCUGACGAAUAGUUAUACAGCGGGCAAUGGAAAUCAGUCGUCCGGUAAUGGAAAAGUGCAAUCGUCUCUUCAGCAUCAGCAAUCGUGCAUCGUAUCAACACCAAACAACACCUCGGGCAAAGAAUAUAGGAUACCGCAACCGCCUUCUAGAUCGAACGCGUCGGCGACGAUCUUCUUGAACAAUUCCGUACGGCCUGGCGCGUCGCAAGUUCCGGAUAAACAAGGAACACGCAAUUUCGCGUCGCCACCUAAUAAAACCACCGCAGCCACGCAACAGAAUAUCCAGACUAAAGCGCAGACAAAGAUAUAUCCGGAAUUGGGCAGCCAUGUCGAGCAUCGAAGGAACGAGCCACAGGGACAUGAUAACAGCCAAUCGUCUCCGAUUAGCUUCUCCAUUAUGGACAGCCGUGGUUUGAAUUAUGCCGCGAAUAAUACCGCGAAUUGCAACAGUAACGGCAAGCUUACGAGCAAUCAAAGGACGUCAUCUAACAGCAACUUACAGUCUCAUCCCCAGCAACAACAACAGCAACAGCAAACGUUUCAUGUAUUAAAUCAACAGCAACAACAACAACAGCAGCAGCAGCAGCAGCAGACUACGUCUUAUAGACAUUAUCUGACGGGAUCAACGAGCGACACGGAAUAUCAUCAUACGGGCAGAUCAAAGUCCGCGACUUCGACGGAUUCUGCGUACUCUUCUAACACUUCGACUCAAAAUGGUCCUGACUGCAGCGUCGUCGUUCCACGGCGACCGAGUCCUCUGCAAGCUCAUUCGCAAGCCAGUCCAUUGGGUCAUGUCCCGAGUCCGGCGUAUCCUAUGUACAACAGUCCAAUGGCGACAAUGUCAUCACCUUCACCGCUUCAACAGCACGCUGAAAACAACAGUAACCAAUGUGCCAGUGGUGCGCCAUACAAAGCCGGAGUUCAACAACAAGUCACCCCACCGUCACCUUUGGAUGUUACCGUUCCCAGACCGGCAUCGCAAGGACAGGUCGCGUACUCGUCAGUGAUCACUCGAGCACUGGGCACCACGGAGAACAAAGCUACAUACAAUACAGAGAGUAAAACUUACGAUAGACAGCAGCAGCAACAACAGCAGCAAGAUUUUGCACAGGCGCAAAAACAACAAGUUUGUUGGGAAACCGAUAAUCGGCAAACGAAUAGCAACAGGAAAUUUGUCACUGUAUAUACCGGCGCGAACACCGAUAUGAACGCGCAGAAUUUACCGGUUCAACAACAAGUACAAAGGCUUGUGAAUGUGUCAGACAGACAGCAACCGUAUUUUGAGACUAAUCAAGUAGCGUUGCAAGACUUGAGCAGUUGUAGAGGAGAUCCUAUGAGUAUUGUGAAAAAUUUGCAGACGCUACAAGCUCCUUGUCAAGUGCAGCAGCACGUCACUGUUACUACGCCGACUGGUACGGCGGAACAACAGAAACAAGCCGAGGAACGGCGCAAAGCCGACAAUGCUAAUAAAAAAAGAAAGAGUUUGGAAAAGAGUGGACACGGUACGCCGCUGAAUGAGCUCACGGGUACUACGACGAUGACAGAGUAUCUCAGUAGAAUACCUCCGCCGGCUCAUCACAAUACGAAUCAACAGCAACAAAACGGUUACUUCGAUUUUGAGCGAUGGAACUUGCCGCACCCGCCAGCCAAGAUGUUUCCUACCGCAUCGGGUGCCUUCAGUUCUCAAUCGUCGUUGCAUCACACGAGCAACUUCGUCGGCACUCCAGCUCAUCAACAUCAGUCGUUAAUGGUGUCGCAUCAUCAUGCACCACCGCCUAUCCCAUAUUUUCCAACUUUUCAUAUUCCAGCGGGCCAUCAUCCGCAUCAUCCGCACGAGUUUCAGUCUUCGGUCGACAUAACGCCGAUAGGAUUCAGCGAAAACGCCGCAAAUCAAAAUGCUAAUUACAAUCAAGAAGUCAGAAAUGACCAGCCUAAAGUAAUUGUUCCUAAUAUCGAGGAAGAGUUAGGUUUCCUUCAGCAAGAUCAGCAGCUGAUAUCGGCCAUGAAUCAAAUAAACAAAGAUUUCAAACGACCCAGCAAGAAUAAUAAUAUAGGAUUCAUGACGAGUUAUUUGAAAUUUCUGCAAGGUGAAAGGGACCCUUCGCCGCCACCUGCUAUACGUGGCGGCAGGAAAGCAACGUGGAACAGGUCAAAACCAUACAUACCAGUUGAGCCGAGUAAACCCGCGGAAGCUUCAACGAACGGUGAAAUUGUUAAACCUCCAGAAAAACCGACCUCAGUUAAGGAGACACCGACGAUAGAUUACGCUAAUGAUCCUAGGUAUUUUCCGUUGCCAAAGGAAAGAAAGAAACAAAAUUUCGAUUCGAGUGACGACGGAUUUACCAGUGACGAUGAUUUCCUAUUUCCACCAAAAAAAACUGAGAAAAAGGUGCAGAGCACAAAUAACACAACUAAUGCCGAGAUUGUCACCACUAAGCCAGAAACCCAAAAAUCUAAGAAAGGUAGACCCAUUAAACCUGGUGGACCUACGGAUAGGAAAAGAAGAGCGGCUGCGGCGGCAGCGGAAGCGGCCGCGAAUGGUCCUAGCGACAAAAAGAUAUCGAAGAAGAUGGAAGAAGUGGAUCCUUUAUUUCUUCCUCCGAGACGCGAGACCUCGAGAAGAAAAGCGAAAGAAAAAACUUCGGUGAAACAAUUUUUGGACCGACAACAGGGUAUAGACUAUUUCGACAAUGACGAGGAACAGGCCGACUCUGACUCCGAUCCAGCGUGGACGCCUGCCGUAAAAUUGGCCGGGGACGAAGAAGAGAAAAGGAAAAAGCGUGCGAGGCCAGUCAUUACGAAAAAGAUUAGGAAGAUUUUGGAAGAGGACGGAUAUUCUUCUGGGGAAGUCGUUGUUACGAAAAAAUCAACUAGAAAGAAGCACGAGAUGUCUUCAAAAAAUUCUAAUAGUUCUGGCAAAAUUUCUUGUAAAAUUGACGAAAAAUUGAUUGCAUCAGUUAGUGACGAGGAUAUCGACAUCUCGCCAUUUAAGCUUUCGGUAGGCAACUCGGAGGAUGUGUCUGGCGAAUUUGUCGUAAUCAAAACGGAUUUGGGCGAAGAAUAUCCUCCUCUCUGGAGAAUAGAUGGCAAAACAUUACUUCAAAAGUACGAACCAUUCAAAUCCAACGGGAAAACUUUAUAUAGAAAUAUAUCCACGUAUUCUGGAUGGGCUCCGCAAAAUCGUCACAUAUAUCAGCAAGUACCAGUGAAAUUUUUACAGCAGGGCAAAAUAGAAACUAUUGUGGAAUUUUUGAGAGAUGAGAUGAUUAUCGAUGACAGCGAAAACAUUGAUAAGUCUAUGAAAGAUACUGAGAAAUAUCAAGACAAUUUCGAAGUAUAUAUACAGACUUUGAUCUCGCAAGCUUUGGACUCUAAUUUUCUCACUGAAAUUUUUCAGGAACAAGACGAUUAUUUCCUGUCAAAUGUCAAGACUGUCGAUGACGUAACAGACGAGAGGAAACGUCGUCUCCUGUCCACAACAAAAUGGAAACCGAAUAUCGUAACGGCGAUAUCGACAUGGCCGUGUCUUAACGUGCUUAAAGAAAUACCGUCGUCGGAAUAUAAAGGAAAAUCAUGUGCUGGUUGUCAGCAGACGAGAAUCUAUGCGAGAGUUUUACUUUAUGGACAACCAUAUAAUAGCACUACAUUGGAAGGCUCGCCACCUGAUCCAAGAAUAUCUUGUGAAAAAGACUUUCUACUGUGUCGCAUUUGCCAAGCGAAGAUAACUUUAUACAAUAAAGUUGCUCAUCAAAAGUAUCUGAUGUUUCUGGAGUGCGCAGGAAGAGUGACGGAAAAGAGGGUAGCGGACCCACAUAAGGACACUACAAUAAUAUUAAAUGAAUUAUUAGCAGACGAAGCAUGGUUGAAUCAGCUUUUCAAGGAAGUGAGAAGCAUUUGGGCUGAGAUAGAUAGCAUGGAGCAACAAACUAAAACGAAAGCCAAGUCGAAAGCAACAUUGUCAUCAUCAGUAGUUGCAAGUGCUUCUAACGUACUUACGCCUAAGGAGACUGCUAAUACUUCUGAUUCACAGGUGCCUAUACAUAAUACCGAGAAAAAUCCCCAAAUAUCCUGCGACAUGCAGGUGAGCAACGUAUCGUCUUAGUGGUGUUAUAACAACUAUUUACGUUUGAUACAAAGUGUACCAAAUACAUUCGUACGAGUCCAUUGAUACAUUUGAUGCUUGGACGUUUGCGUACCCAUCUCGAUACAAAUCAAAUGGAUAUUUCAUUAUGCGUGUGCAGUGGAAAGAUUUACUGUAAAAAUAUAUACUGUAUGUAUGUGCGUUUGUGUAUAUGAAGAAGAGCGUGUGUGAAUGAAGAAAAAACGAUCAAACUAAGAAUGUAAUCGAGAGACUAUAAUUGUAGAAAUAAGCCAUGUUAUGGCGUGUAACGUAUAUGUACACACACACACACACACACACACACACACACACACAUACAUAGAGGUAUAUUAUACACAUACAAUACUAUAUAUAGUUAUAUAUAUAUGUAUGUAUGUAUAUAUAUACAUAUUGUAUAUACAUAUACAUUGCAUAUAAUUAGAUAAGUACAGGGAAGGUCCACAUGCAAGCAGGCUGAGCAUAUGUAACAUAUUCAUAUUUGAUAUAGAAAUUAGUUUUAGCCGAAAUUUUGCCAUUAUAAUAGCAUAAUGAUGAUAGCAUAAUAACAAUAAUGAAAGCCGAUGUGAAUAUAGACACUUAGAGUUUAGGUCUUUGUAUCGUGAUAAUCUUAUAUGUAAUGUUAAGCUCCAAUGUGGCGAGAUCUGAAAUAUGUUGAAAUAUUACGGUGAUAUGACGUAUUAAGCGUCACUACUUUCUGUAUCAUAUUUACAUCACAUUUUAUCAAAUCGCGAAAUUUAUAUUCUACAUAGUGAGUAGAAGAGCAUUACAUUAUUUUUCUGAGUAUUCUUUGUAUUUUUUGCAACUAUAAUUAUUUGACAGGGCAAUUUCCAGAAUUUGUAUAUUGUUUAGAAUAAUUUGAUAAAGUUUACGUCAAUUGCUUACUAUAAAUUUUGUCUUAUGUGCGUGUGUGUAUAUGUGUGAGUGUGCAGGUGCACAAUUACGCGAGGUAUAAGAACAACAAAUACUAUUCGCUAUAAAAAUGUAGUAAGAAUUCAGCUCAUGUUAUUUCGAAACAAGGCUCUAUGGUAAAUGCAAUAUUUUUGAAACGUUUUCCAUAAAUUGCGAGAUUUAAUAUAUUUACAUAUAAAAAUAUUUCUAACAUAUAUGUUUCGUGUAUUCGGUACAUUACUAAUGCGUCAUAUUUCCGCAUUAGUCAUUCGCAUUGAUAUAUUUGAGUAAGUAUUUCUUCCAGUGCAACGUAAUAAUAAUAAAUAUGUAAAUUCUUCCAUAUUAAGGCGACUUAUGUAUAGAUAAAUUCACAUGCAUUAUUCUCUUCUGGUAACUCAGUUUGGUAAUUUCUAAAAAUCUAUGAUAUCUAAAAUUUGUCGCAAUAUAACGCGCACAGUUAUAUUUCGUUAAUUUUGUUCCCUCAGUAUCGAAGUCAUGUUCAUUUAAAAAUUUGCAAAUCUGGAGUAUAGAAAUGUAUAUGAGUGAUAGAUUAUUUGUGAAAAUAAUCAUCAUUAUUGUCGAUUUAUGUGUGUGACAACCGUAUGACAAUAUUAUUAAUAGUUUCUUAAGAGGAAAGACUAAUAUCUCCUAUUAGCCUUUUCUCUUAACUUUUGAUUGAAUAUCAGUCGAGCCUCAACAUUAAAUCAUUAAUAGUUUCUUUGUACAUGAGGAAUACACAUCGAAGUAAUUUUUAAGUAACAAAGAACAAAACGAAAUACUAUUCACUUUAGAAAAACACAACUAUUUUUUUGUGUCUCUACCGAUCGAUAUUUAUUCACAGAAUAUUCUCAAAUAUCGAAGCUUGACCAUGUUCGACAUAAAGUAUGGAAAAAAGAAAUAUUAUAUCCGCGUUGUGUUGUACGUUUAAGAUUGUUUUCACGGAUUCUUUCCAAUAGCCGAUAAGUAGUUUACGAUAGCGUGAUAUACAUUAAUAAUUUUACUGUACAUUAAAUAUCAUUGCGUUACUUUACGUGACAUUUGUGCUUACUAUAAAUCUAAUUAUUGCUAUUAUAUAUCAUUAUUGUCGUCACUAUUACUGAUAUCAUUGUUUAAAGCUUGAACUGUUUAAGUUUUCGAUCUGUUUCCAGAUUUAUAAAGAAAAGAAGGAAUAUUCUCUAAAAGAGCGGAACGGUGAUAAGCGUGUGUGGCGCGAAUGUAUUUUUCGAAGAUGAUGUAUCAAAUUAUAUUUGUAAAUUGUAAAAAUAUAAUAGCGAACGAAGAGAAAAUGGUUGGCGCGUGCCGACCGGCGAACAAAAGAGAGCUUUAGGCACCUUUCUGAUAUUUCGAUAAGUCGAAAUUCACGUAUUAACAUCGAUCAUAUGAACGAUCGAUUGUGUAAUACAUUAUUGAAUGGUCUAUUGAUGACGGAGCUAAAUAUGCGGGCAUUUGGACACUGGCGUAUAGUAAACGAAUAAAGGAAAGUACGCAGCUACGGAAAAUUUUGUUUUCAGCGAAUGUGCCAUGCAAUAGUUCAUAUCUGAUGUAAUUCGUACCACAUGCGACAAUUCGACCCGCCGCAAAAAAUCGAUCGCGAGUGAAUUGGAUCGGAUUCUCUUCCAUAAAGUCGCAUUGUCGCGCGUGGUACUCACUUAAUAUACAUACAGUUAUUGUCAAUAUUAUAAAACGAGACUAUUAAUAUUGUUAUAUUGUAGUUUCUUUUUUCUUUUUCCUUUUGGAACUCCGAGGAUGUAGUUUAUCUGCUCGAUUGUAAAUUACUUAGCGCUUCUCCCAAUAAUUCUUUGCGCGCGACUCCACUACACGAUGAAUUAUUAUUAAUCGUAGUGGGAAAUUGCAGUAUUUUCUGUUAUCGCGAUCAAGAAAAACAAAGGUAUGAUCAAAAUAUAAAUAUUAUAUUAUAGUGAAAUAUUACUCGCGUAAUUUAUGUUUUUAUUAACCAUUUUUCAAUAAAACUGGAGAAAUCUAUGAAA